AAUGGGGAGCGAGGAAUGAUUUAAUUUCUUCAUCGAUUUUAUACUGAGUUGUCCAAUUCUUUAAUCACAAUCACAAGCAAGAGCUGAUAGCUGUGUCUGAUCGGAAGGUACGACAUGCGAAUGCAGAUAAAGAACAAAAAAAACGGACAAAAUGCAGGCAGGUCUGAGCAGGUCGCGACUUCAGGUCAGCCGAUUAUAACAAAAUCACACUGUUACCGGUAUAAAAGCCGGCAACAAUCCAGCUGUCAGCUAUCCAUUCUCCUCUGCUGACUUGCAAAGGUAGCCGAGAUUUGCGUGGAGACAUCGAAGGCUGAACGCGAUGCUGAAGGAGCUCUUGUUGUUAGCGCUGGCGGCGCUAUGCAUGUCGGAAGGGUUGCACGUCACCAGUAAGACCGCCGACAUGGACUUCCUUCACAAACAGAAGAAGAUCUAUGAGCUGAUGUUCUUCAUCAAGCAAAACACCCUCACCGAUAUGGAGUUCUACGAGAUUGGCCGUAAUUACAACAUAGAGAGCAACAUCGACAUGUACAACGAUAAGUUGAUCGUCCAGGAAUUCCUGUACCUGUACAAAAACGGCAUGCUUAGUCGUAAUGCCAUCUACUCGCCGUAUUACGAGGAACACCGCGAGGAGAUGAAGAUUCUCUUUAAGCUUUUCUACAGCGCCAAGGACUUCCAAACUUUCUACAAGACCGCGUCUUGGGCGCGUCUCCACCUCAACGACGGCGUCUUCACGUCCGCCUUCACCAUCGCUGUCUUCUAUCGUCCCGACUGUAAGUACAUGAAACUGCCGGCCCCCUACGAGAUCUAUCCCAAUCUGUACUUCGACAACGACGUAAUCCAGCAGGCCCACGAUAUCAAGAUGAUGCGCGGAAUCAUGUCCACCAAUAUGGAUAAUGUCGACAACUACAUAAUCUACGCCAACUACUCUGGAAGCUUGGUCAAGCCCUAUCUCGAUGACGAGUACAAAUUGGACUAUUUUAUGGAGGAUGUUGGGUUGAAUGCCUAUUACUACUAUGUCCGCCAAGUGAUGCCGUUCUGGCUCGACAUGAAGGAUUUCGAGAUCCCGGCAUAUUUCCGCGGCUAUUUCUAUUAUUUCAAACAGAAGCAAUUACUGAGUCGCUAUUAUUUGGAACGCAUCUCCAACGAUCUGGGCGAUAUCGAGGACUUUGACUGGAACAAGCCCUUCUACCCGGGCUACUAUUCAACCCUGAUGUACAACAACGGAAUGAUCAUGCCACAACGCUCUCGUUACACAAACGUGCCGUUUUAUAAAUACAAAUAUUUAAAGGAUAUUGAGGCUCUGGAGAUGCGUAUUAUGAACGCCAUCGAUUUCGGCUAUGCGUACGACAAGGACGGUAAGCAAGUCAACAUCUAUACUCCCGAAGGCUUGAGCAUCCUCGCGAAUUUGAUUGAAGGCAAUGUAGACUCGUGCAACCGACGCUUCUAUGGAAUGUACGGCUUCGGUUUCAACGUUGACUACAAAGACAAGAACAAAGUAAUUCCAAGCGCUCUUCAAUGUUACAACACCAACUUGAGAGAUCCUGGCUUCUAUCGUCUGAUCAAGAGGAUAAUGACGUACUUCUUCAGAUACAAGAAAAAUAUACCACACUAUACCCAGAACGAGUUGAUCUUCCCUGGCGUCAAGUUUGAAUCCGUCAAUAUCGAUAAGCUGACAACCUACUUCGACAACUGCGACACGUUCAUCAACAAUGCUCUCUCUGUGGAGAGCUUCAAAGAGGGAAUGAAGUUACGCGUGAAGACUCGCCGUUACUGCCUCAACUACAAGCCGUUCACCUACCGCUUCAAUAUCAACAGCGACAAGGACACCAAAGCCAUACUCAAGAUCUUCCUCGGGCCCGCUCUCGACGACGUUCACAAGGAGAUGGAUCUAUCGUAUCUCCGAGAGUACUACAAAUAUUUCUUCGAGAUGGAUAACUUUGUCGUAACGCUGAGACAAGGCAUGAACACUGUCGAACGCCGCAGCUCAGACUCAAUCUAUACCAUGUCCGACAUGAUGUCCAGCGACACGUUCUAUAAGAAGUUGGAGAAGGCUGUGGGUGGCGGUGAACCAUUCGUCUACUACGAGAAACUUUUCAAUCUGCCCGAGCGUCUAACUCUGCCCAAGGGCAAACCUGAGGGCAUGCGAUUCAAAAUGUUCUUCUACCUAAGCGUGUGCGAUGACACCAAGCUCAUGAACAUAGAGCUGCCGAUCUUCGGUAAACUGAUGCUGGAUGGAAAAUCGCUCGGCUUCCCGCUCGACAGACCAAUGUACCCAUGGAAGUUCUUCACGCCGAACAUGUUAAUAAAAGACGUGUACAUCUACCAUACGACGGAAAACGAGAAAACGAUGAGCUUUUAAGUUAUCGAAUUAAAUUACAUGAACUUUCCGAAGAAGAUUUUAGCGUCAUUAUUACAGUUACCGUUUGGAACUACAUAUGUAUCAUUCGAAUGUGGUAAAUCAAAAUAUUUCUUUCAAUAAAGAACACUGAGAAACUAUAUGUUCCGUGAGAAAAAAUAUUCACGCUUAUGCAAAUCCGUCUCUUCUCUUCUUGUACUUUAAAUGAAAUAAUUAAAAAUCAUUAAAUAAUACGCGCGUUUCAUAAAUAUCUCCUCUUUCAAUUCGCAAAGCUUUUGGCGUUUUGCGACAUCGAAAUUAAAUUCUUUCCUACUUAAAUUUUUUAUGUUUCAAUUUUUUUUAUGGUCUGCGUAUAAAAAUUUAAUUAUUAAUUUUAUCAUCAAUUUUAAUUAUAA
Molecule: messenger RNA, 2751 nt
Organism: Formica exsecta
Lineage: Eukaryota; Metazoa; Arthropoda; Insecta; Hymenoptera; Formicidae
Gene: Hex70c
Product: arylphorin subunit alpha-like
Source: RefSeq, a predicted model, not a curated record